GGAUAGCCGAUAGCCGAUAGCCUUAGCCAUUAUAACCACUCUACCUUGCAAAAGUAUUCGAACGGUUACUCUUAAUUGUUGGCUGAGCGAUAGACAUAACCCUUUUCAACAACUUUGGACAAAUAAACCCAUUUUUAAACAAAAAUGUCGAGUUUAUUUUUGCGAUCGCUCGUUUUUGCGCCACAGCUCAUCAGAACUACGUCAUUCCAGUAUCGAAAUAUUCAUUCAAGCAAAAUAUUAUGUCAAUUGCUGCCAAAUAAAUCUCAUCGACCAAUAACAACUGCAAAAAAGUCUCCUAUUACUUGGAAGACCCUAGCUUCUACAUUUGUAAUAGGUGGUGGAUUUAUAAUGUAUAUGUAUUAUUUGAAAGAGCAAAAGGAUCUCAAAAUUGAAAAGGACCGUAGACGUCAAAUUGGAAAAGCAGCUAUUGGGGGUACAUUUGAAUUGGUUGAUCCUCAAGGCAAGACAGUCAAGUCAAGUGAUUUUCUUGGUAAAUGGGUAAUGAUAUACUUUGGCUUUACUCAUUGUCCAGAUGUAUGCCCAGAUGAACUUGAAAAAUUAGCUCUUGUGGUUGAUAAGCUUGAAAAGGAGCACCAGCUGCAAGUUCAACCAAUAUUUAUUACUGUUGAUCCACAAAGAGAUAGUCCAUCUGCUGUGGGAAGAUAUGUGAAAGAAUUUUCAAACAAAAUUCUUGGAUUAUCUGGUUCAAUUGAACAAAUUGCCCAAGUUUGCAAAGCUUACAGAGUAUAUUUUAGUUCGGGGCCAAAAGAUCAAGAUGAAGAUUAUAUCGUGGAUCAUACAAUAAUAAUAUAUCUUGUUGAUCCUGAGGGUAGUUUUGUUGAUUAUUAUGGGCAAACACACGAUGCUGAAAAAAUAGUCAAUAGUGUUCUACUCAACAAAAUCAAACAUGAUAAAUUGUAUGGAGGAGACUGGUUUCCUUCUAUUAGUUUAAAAGGUCUUACCCAACCUUCAUAACUUAUAAGAUCAUGAUUAAUAUAUUUUUAAGUAGUCUAUAACUUAAUGCAUAAGUGUAAAUAAAGAUAACACAUUUUUGUUAAAAACAUUUCUCCAAUUUACAAUGAAAAUCUAAA
Molecule: messenger RNA, 1091 nt
Organism: Phymastichus coffea
Lineage: Eukaryota; Metazoa; Arthropoda; Insecta; Hymenoptera; Eulophidae
Gene: Scox
Product: protein SCO1 homolog, mitochondrial
Exons: 5
Coding region: 145-975 (276 amino acids)
Biological process (GO): mitochondrial respiratory chain complex IV assembly
Source: RefSeq, a predicted model, not a curated record